GGUCGUGUAAAAAAUUAUUUUGGUCGUGCAGCUGGACAAGUGAGAUCAAAUAUGCAUAAGAAGCUUCAUUUGGUUGUGGCAGCGUGUAAUAAUAACGGAAUUGGUAUAAAUGGAAAUUUACCGUGGCGUUUGAAGAAAGAUAUGGAAUUUUUCAAAAAGAUGACAUCAGAUACAAUAAAUCCUGAUAAACAGAAUGCUGUCAUAAUGGGGAGAAAAACAUGGUUUUCUAUACCAGAAAAAUUUCGACCUUUGAAAGGACGUGUUAACAUAGUGCUUAGUCGAGAACUAAAGGAGGUACCAACUGGUGUUCAUAUAGCUAGAAGUUUACCAGAGGCUGUAUCUCUGGUAGAAACAGAGUUAUCUGACCUUGUGGAAAAUAUACAUAUCAUCGGGGGAAGCUCUGUGUAUAAGGAAGCUAUGGCGGGACCAUAUCCCUGUAGAAUAUAUCUUACAAGGGUGUUAAAGGACUUUGAAUGCGAUACUUUCCUGCCAGAAAUUUCAGAUGAAAAAUUCACAAAGAUUGCAAAGUAAGUACAAAUGAAAAGGGAGGUAAC
This is a messenger RNA of Ruditapes philippinarum (Manila clam), 554 nucleotides long. RefSeq names its product dihydrofolate reductase-like. Gene Ontology annotation, molecular function: NADP binding; dihydrofolate reductase activity. The record is from RefSeq and is a predicted model, not a curated record. Gene Ontology annotation, cellular component: mitochondrion. NCBI's taxonomy places the organism in Eukaryota, Metazoa, Mollusca, Bivalvia, Venerida, Veneridae. Bases 52 to 531 code for a protein of 159 amino acids. The transcript has 5 exons. Gene Ontology annotation, biological process: folic acid metabolic process; tetrahydrofolate biosynthetic process; dihydrofolate metabolic process.